GCCAUCCAAUGGACCGUAUCCGGAUAGGGGGACGUCACAUGAGUCCGGUAGACCUAUUGGAAAAUGUGCUAUAGGACUAGGCUCAGAGUCAGUGUUCUUCUACACCUAUAAGGAACAGCGGGGAAGCUACAAGAUGGCAGCUACAGAGGUGGUGAUUCCAGAACCAGGUCCUGAUAAAACCAGCCGUGCAUAUUUGGUGUCUUGGUUCAACAACCUGUUGAAGACAGACUUCACUGAUGUGCAGCAAAUGGGUUCAGGUGCAUGUCUCUGUCAGAUUAUGGACCGGGUCAUCCCUGGCUCUAUUGAUAUGACCAAAGUGAAGCUUGAUGCACAAAAUGAAGAUGAUUAUAAGAACAACUUCACUCUCCUCCAGGAGGCCUUGAAAAAGAACAGUGUCUCAAAGACCAUUCCAAUAGAGGAGCUCUUAACAGGGAAAUUCAGAACUAACUUUGAGAUCCUGAAAUGGUUCAAAGCCUUCUAUUUAGCCAAUGUGAAAAAUGUCACCCCUACCAAGUCGUCGCCCAAAUCACGGAACUCUAAAUUGGAGUUAGACAUGGAGGAAAAUGGUUCUAAAGUAAAAAAAUUUCCUUACACCAAAGAGUGGAAGGAAAUGUUUGAUUGGGCUGAGCGCAGUCCUCUUGGUGACCACCAUACGUACUGCAGCAGUUGCCACAGAAAUCUGAGUACAUACCACACAGGCCUUAAUGAUCUAAGGCGACAUGUGGAAACAAAAAUUCACAACAAAAGAGCAAAAAUUGCUAAGAGUCUGCUGAGCCAACUCUCUGAGCCACUGUCCUGUAGUGAGGCAGCACUCCGGUUUAUUCACAAACACUUUAACUACCCUGGUGAACAGGUGUCAAACCAUUUUGCACACUGUAAACUGGGGUCGCAGUACCCCAAAGAUAUUAUAUCUGUUUGCCAACACACUCCUUACUGUGUAUAUAUUUAUGGAGGAAUAACACUGAAGGAGGACGACACUGUGUCUGUGGUUCUUGUUGGAUAUUUUGAUGUUGAAGCCUCCAGACACUGCAUCCGAUUUCUGGACGCUCUCCAGUCUCCAACUGAAAAUACACCAGAUCAAACAGCAGCAGCAGUGCUGGGGGUCUUGAAGAAAUUUGAGUUGCUUGCCACAAACCUUACUUCUGUUUAUCUAGAUGGUAACAGGGCCGCCUCAGAGCAGAUCUACACACAGCUCAGGGAUCUCAGCCCGACCGUGAUGGCCUUUGGAGCAUUGUACAACGUGGCUGAUGCUGCCUGCCACGCAGGUGUGAAAGAGCUCUCAAAUCAGUCUUUGGAGAUGAUUGCAGACAUCCAUGCCCACUACUCAUCCUGCUCUACAAAGAACGAAAAUCUCAAGGCUCUUUUUGGUUCAGACAUUGUGAACGGUUCAUUUCAUCUCAACACCAGUUGCCUUAAUUUCUGCCAGUUAAUCACCAAAAUCUUGAAAAUGUGGAAUGAUCUAAUAUCAUAUUUCAAAUCAUGCAAAGAAGAUGAUGAAAAAGCCAAAUUAAUCUGCACCCAGUUACAGGAUCCCAAAGUCAGGGCAAAGUACAUGUUCCUGGAUCAUGCCAUGAAGCCUCUGCAGAGCUUCCAAAAACAUCUACAGGUACACGAGGGAACUCCUCGCGCUGAUUUACUGGUCAUUCUAGAAGAAGCCAGUAACUUAUUGCGUACAUACACCUCCUACUUCAUUCAUCCUCAAGCUGCAGUACGCUUCCUCAAGGAACGAGCACAGAUUCUCAAAAAUAAGAAAUACCAUCUGUCAGGUGCUGAACUCAAUCUAGGUGGGUCCACUGUGGAGGGAUUCCUGAAGGAAUCAGAGGCUACAGCAGCACUGCCACUUCUGCAAGAGGAGGCUGUAUUGUUCUACACUGCACUCACAAUUAGUAUCUCAGAGGGGCUACCGCUAAGUGAUGGACUGCUGAGAUGCAGUGCUCAGCUUCUUAAUACCCAGAGCAGACUUGAAGUAACAGGGAAAUCCGUUGGAGAACUAGGGACCAAACUGGGAACCUGUUCUUCUCCCGAGGAGGUCAAACAGCUCACUAGUGAGUUUCUAGAGUAUCAGCUGCACGAAGAGGGACAGAAUGAAGAGAAAGAAAAGGACAGCUCUGCCGUGCUUUCGCUGGAGAAACACUGGUUGAACAUCCUGCAGGAUGCCAAGCCAACAUCGAUGUUAAGGAAGCUGAUUUUGACCCUCUUGGCCUUUCCUUGUCCUCCUCUUGAUGCUCAGCAGGUUUUUACUGAGGCCUUCGGUAAUGGGGAAAAUGGACUAAUCUCUGAUAGUGACGCCUUUACAGAGAGUGAGGGUGAUGUAACCUCUGACAGCAAAAAGGACUGUCCAAUUUGCACUGAACAUAGGAAGGAAUUCAGUCAAUCAGUUCUGAAGAACUUAGACAUAACAGUGAGGCCUUGUGAAGUUCGCCUUCACAAGAUACUGGAACCAAAGGAUGGUUAUGAUGGAAUGAACGGUCAUGUUUGGAAAGAGGGGACCAUUAGGGGAGGUUAUGGCUGGGAGAGCAGCUUGCGCCAGAAGCCACAGGCCCGUACAGUGUUUCAGGCUGGUUCUAACACUUGGGCCAAUGCUGUAGGUCUUGAUAAGGACAAGAAACAGGGUCUGGACUCCCAAGAUGAGCUGUCAGAAGAGAAGUCACCAUCCAGUAAGUCCACACCAAGAGGACGAAGGAAGAAACAACCCUACCAGGAUGGUAAAGGGUUCCUGAAAGGAGAGCUGGUGUGGGGGAAACUGAAGGGCUUUUCCUGGUGGCCUGGGAUGGUGAUGGCCUGGAAAACAAAGUCAUCUCCCCCAGGCAUGAGAAGAGUAGAGUGGUUCGGAGAUGGAAUGUUCUCAGAGAUCAACACAGAGGGGCUGUUGCCAUUUAAUGCCUUCACCAGGUGCUUCUGCAAAAAUUCCUUUGCCAGUUUGCCUGUCUAUAAAGAAGCAAUUUAUCAGAUCAUUGAGUUGGCAGCUGAGCGAUGCGGGAAGUCUUUUUCUGAUGCUGAAGGAAAUAAGGAGAAGGAGCUGAUUCUAAUGCUGAACUGGGCCCAUGAAGGAUUUCUUCCCAAAGGACCCGAGGGGUUCUUACCUCCUGAGUCUGCUGCGCAGAUUGAGACCUCUGACUCUGCCCUGUCUGACUACCAGCCCCCAGCAAAAAGGAAAUAUGUUUAUAAACACAAAGCCAAUGCUGUUAACAUCACCUUUGGCAGGAAAUCAUUGAUAGAAAAAAUAAAUUCACAAGGAAAAAACAUUAAAGAUUUUUGUUUGUCUUGUGGAACAUCUGAGAUUGAAGUGCAGCACCCAUUGUUUGAAGGAAGUCUUUGUCUUAAAUGCAAGGAAAACUUCACAGAGACGCUGUAUCGCUAUGAUGAAGAUGGCUACCAGUCAUAUUGCACUGUGUGUUGUGCAGGUUUAGAGGUCAUCCUGUGUGGAAACGCCAGCUGCUGCAGAUGUUUCUGUAAGGACUGUUUGGACAUCCUCGUUGGCCCGGGAACCUUUGACAAAUUCAAAGAUGUUGAUCCAUGGAACUGCUACAUGUGCAAGCCAUCACAAUGUGAAGGAAACCUCAAACUCAGGCCAGACUGGAGCGUGAAGGUGCAGGACUUCUUCGCCAACAACAGCGCCUUUGAAUUUGAGCCACACAGAGUUUACCCGUCCAUUCCAGCUGAUCAGCGUAGACCAAUCAAGGUGCUCUCACUCUUUGACGGCAUUGCAACAGGAUACCUGGUGCUCAAAGACCUCGGCUUCAAGAUAGAGCGUUACAUUGCUUCAGAGAUCUGUGAAGAUUCAAUUGCUGUGGGGAUGGUCAAGCAUGAGGGAAAGAUCGAAUAUGUCAGUGAUGUUCGUACCAUCACAAGGAAACAUCUGGCUGAAUGGGGGCCCUUUGACCUUCUGAUUGGAGGAAGUCCCUGUAAUGACCUGUCCAUGGUCAACCCUCUUCGAAAGGGGCUAUUUGAGGGCACUGGGAGGCUCUUUUUUGAGUUCUACCGCAUCCUGACCUUGUUGAAGCCACGGGAGGAGGACAACCGGCCGUUCUUCUGGUUGUUUGAAAACGUGGUUUUCAUGAGCGCCAAUGACAAGUCAGAUAUCUGCCGGUUCCUCGAGUGUAAUCCGAUUCUUAUUGAUGCCAUAAAAGUCAGCCCUGCUCACAGAGCACGAUACUUCUGGGGAAACCUCCCUGGCAUGAACAGACCUCUCGCAACAUCUUUAGAUGACAAAGUGAUCCUCCAGGAUUGUUUGGAAGUGGGACGCACAGCAAAGUUUGACAAAGUCCGAACCAUCACAACAAAGUCAAACUCCAUAAGACAAGGGAAGAGCGGUCCACUGCCAGUCUCUAUGAAUGGCAAAGAAGACUAUCUGUGGUGCACCGAAAUGGAACAGAUCUUUGGUUUUCCCAAACACUACACAGACGUGAACAACAUGGGCCGGGGUCAGAGGCAGAAAGUCCUGGGUCGGUCCUGGAGCGUUGCAGUCAUCCGACACCUCUUCGCCCCGUUGAAGGAUUACUUUGAAUGUGAAUAGAGACGAAGCUUCAGUCUCAUGUCAGAGCAGCAGCAUCUUUCCUAUCUGACAUUUACAGGAAUUAUCUGAAAACAUUAAUUAGUCAUUUUUACUUCGGUGUUUAACUCGUGGAUGUGUGAUCAAACGUCACCAACAGGUGACACUUGUCAGUUUUCUUCAUCAUGGAGGAGCCUUUGUUUCAUAUUUGCUGGUGCUCAAUGCAAUUCUCUACCUCAACACAAAUUUACUGGUUAAAUAUCUGACAUCAUUUUUAAUACGUUAAUUAAUUUAAAAUAUGAGCAUUUUAGAUUUAUUUUAAUAUUUUAUCAGGGGUUUUUAAUCUGGUCAAUCAUGUUCUGUAGUAGUUUAGUUUUUGAUUUUUACAUAUGAAAAGUUUAGAAUUAAGGGAUUUAAGAGCUGUCUGAUUUUAUAAAACACAUUUUUAUGUGCGACUGUGAUGCUUCAGUGAUUUUAUACAAAAUGAUUCACUGGGUUUGCAGUUCUUACACUUUUCCAGUCAUUUUUUAAAAUAAGACCAAAUAUAACUUCUCAUUAGGGACAAACUGUUUUUACUGUCAACAACUCAACAAAGACAUGUACAAGCUUUAGCGUUUUUACCAUUUCGUUAACAGCUAGUUUAAUUUACUGUACUAUUGAACAAUUAUGGGACUUGAAACACAAUUAUGCUGCAAUUGGAAUUGUUUUCAUAAAUGAAGCAUGUGAUAAAUAAUAACAAUAAUGCAUACAAAGAUGCAGAAAGAAACACAUCAGAGCAAACUGUGACUAAAUCCACAGAGGGAUGGAAUGCACACUUUUAAAAACCUGUUCACAAAAUAUUUUGCCUUAAUGAUACACUGGUGCAAAAACACCCAGAAAAUUUUGCACUUCAGAGCUAUUUACCCUUGGUUUGCCUCAGAAAUUAUGACUUGAGAAAGAUUUGAUGACAGAGAAGAUGUUCAGUGGUACAAAACUAACUGCAUGUAGCCUCUGGUUCAUAUGAAUUAGACAGUUUUUGAAACAAGCCUUAUCUGCACAGAAAGGUGACACUUUCCACUGAAUGUGGAAACUCCUUAUGUGACAGUGCUUGACUGGUUGUACAGCUCUCAGUGGAUUCAACCCUUACACACUAUUGUUUUUGUUAUUUUUGAAUCAGUUUAGUUGCCACAACAGCUUCACAUACAUUUUGUGGAUCCUGUAGAUUGUGGAUUUUUUUUUUUUUUUUAAUCAAGGAAUAGUGACAGUAAGAGGAAAACAAGGAUUAAAAUGUUAAAAAUAAGAAUCACGACGAUGACUGUCCUAAAGAGAAGAGAAAAAACCUUGAGCAAUUACAGAAAUAGCAGUGGAUGGUGUACACCAUUCAGGGACAUUGUAUUAUGCUCCAGUCAAAGUGGAUUGUCUCCAAGGGGAGUGUAAAGGGCAGCAUCUUUGUAAAACCACUGUAACUGCUGUGAUGAAAUGCAUUGUUUGUUUUAUUUAGGUUGGGUGUGAUUUUUUUUUUUUUUUUGAUGACGUUCAUGUCAUUCUCUCACAUUGACAGUACUGUAAGGUGUCUCUGUGCACACUCCUGUAUUUUACUGCUGAAUUGUUCAUUUUUAUACUAUCAUCUUCAUGGUGCUACUUUGUGUGAAUGUGUUGCUUUUUCUCUGGUUUACAUUUUUUUGUUUGUAUUUUUUACAAAUGUUUAUGUGUGAUAUUUAGGCCUGCCGUGACACCAGACUGUUUCCUUAUGGUCAACGUCUUUACCUCAUAUUGUUUUUGGGAUUUUUUACCUGAAGGUGCUUAUGGUGUUAACAGUGCAUGUUCACCUCAGAACAGUCACUGCUAAAGUUUAACGUUUUACGUACUUUUAACCAUCAAGUUGUGUGUUUAUUUGAAUGUAAGGAAAAAUAAACUGGUGUAGUUUCAAAUUAA
Sphaeramia orbicularis (orbiculate cardinalfish) is the source of this 6406-nucleotide messenger RNA. Its product is annotated as DNA (cytosine-5)-methyltransferase 3A-like. Gene Ontology annotation, molecular function: DNA (cytosine-5-)-methyltransferase activity, acting on CpG substrates; DNA binding; protein binding. Gene Ontology annotation, biological process: negative regulation of transcription by RNA polymerase II. The record is from RefSeq and is a predicted model, not a curated record. Lineage: Eukaryota; Metazoa; Chordata; Actinopteri; Kurtiformes; Apogonidae. Gene Ontology annotation, cellular component: nucleus.